AUGCUGGAUGCGGUCACUGUGUUCCACGUUCAGGAAGAGGUGGUCUUACGGUGGUCAGUGACUCAUCCACCAUGCAUAUCAAUUCUCACAAUGUAUCAGGGACAGCGCGACAAUCGAUUGAAGGGUUUUCAUGUUUCAACGAUAAAGAACAUCAAGCCGACACAUGCACAAGCACGGGAUGCUGGCCGUGGAACCAGUUGUGGAGCGACGGCCAGAGUCCAGGCAUACGAAGAGUACGAGACGAAUAGCGACGCAGACUUAGAUGUCCAAUUGUGUAAAAUCUUUUGGUACUUCUUUGGUGCUUCACAAAUUCAUCGAUACUUCUUUGGUGCUGAUUUCGUGGAGCAAUCGAGUCUUGCAUCAGAGGAGCAAUGA
This is a messenger RNA of Strongylus vulgaris, 375 nucleotides long. NCBI's taxonomy places the organism in Eukaryota, Metazoa, Nematoda, Chromadorea, Rhabditida, Strongylidae. The record is from the annotation of a GenBank genome assembly.